AACAUUAUAAAGUUAUUUUUAAAUUAUUGCUAUGAGAGGAUAACUUUCCUUAAAACAAAAUGAUAUUUUUACAACUAUUAACAGUUUUUCUGGUUCUUAACAUUUCAUUAGCAAACGAUUGUGUAAAAAGGACUUAUACAGCCGAUUCAUUUGUUUGUGUUUGUGAUGCUGAUAAAUGUGACACUUUAGAUAUUCAGAAAACUGUUCAACCUGGUUAUAUAGCGAUUUAUGAUUCAGACCAGAAGUCAGAUCGUCUUGAAAAAACCAUUGUACCAGUUGGUCAGUUAAAAAAUCGAAUCGAUCGAAUGAUGCACAAUAAAUUUACUUUAAAUAUAAAUGUUAAACAUUUAAAUCAAAAGAUACUUGGCUUCGGUGGAUGUUUUACUGAUGGUGCUGUUCUCAAUAUAGCAAGUUUAUCAAAUGGUUUAGUUAAAUCAUUGAUGUAUGAUUAUUUCGGUGAAAAUGGUCUUGAAUACAAUAUUGGACGAGUACCAGUUGGUGCAUCGGAUUCAUCAACACAUGCUUAUUCCUUGGACGAUACUCCAUUUGACUUUACUCUAUCACAUUUCGCUCUUGCUGAGGAAGACACUAAAUACAGGAUUCCAUUUUUGAGAAUAGCAAAAAUGUUGAAUCCUGAAUUUAGAGCUUUUGCCUCUGCUUGGUCAGCACCAGCUUGGAUGAAAACUACUCUUUCAUUCAAAAAUGGUGAAUUGAUUGGGAAACCCGGAGAUGUUUAUUAUAAACUUUGGGCUCAAUAUUAUGUCAAAUAUUUAAAUACUUAUUUGGACCAUGGAGUGAAAUUUUGGGGACUAACUACACUGAAUAAUCCUCCUGCAGGGUUACGAGGAGCUCCUUGGGGUACACUUGGGAUGACUCCAGAACAACUAAGGGAUUUUGUAAAACUAGAUCUAGGACCAGCUCUGAAAGCUGCCGGUUGGGGAAGGGAUAAUUUAACACUCAUGAUUCAUGAUGCAGGGGCAAGUUCAAUGGAUGAGUAUUUACCUGUCAUAUUGAAUGACCCAGAAGCAGCAAAGUAUGUAAAGGGUAUUGCUUAUCAUUGGUACGACAGAAAGUAUCCUUGGACAUACGGAACUAUAUCAAGAUUUAUUGGUUAUGGUGCUUUCCUAUUCUCAUCAGAAGCUGGUAAUGAAGGUGUUGCUUCUGAGCAUUUAGGUGGUUGGGGACGAGCCGAAGCUUAUGCCCUUGAUAUAAUUGCAGGUUUACAACAUUGGUCAACUGGUUGGACUGAUUGGGCUUUAGCUGUUGAUACUGCUGGAGGACCUAGUUGGGCUGAAAGUUGGAUUGAUGCUACAAUAGUUGUAAAUGCAACAGCACAAGAGUAUUACAAGAAUCCAAUGUAUUAUGCAUUAGCACAUUUCACUAAAUUUUUACCAAUUGGAUCGACGCAUGUUGAAACUUCUGUAGAAAAUGCUCGACGAGGUGUUUAUAGAGUUGCGUUUAUAACUCCUGAUAAUACUUUAGUAUUAAUCUUGUUAAACAUGGACGAAUAUGAAAUUGAUUUAACAAUCAAUGGAUUUGCCAAUGUACCUUUUACAACUACACUUAAACCAAGAUCCAUUCGCAAUAUGCUUAUCGCAUUGAACUGAAAUUUCAGAAAAUAAAGGUUUUAAAG
Tetranychus urticae (two-spotted spider mite) is the source of this 1633-nucleotide messenger RNA. RefSeq names its product putative glucosylceramidase 3. Gene Ontology annotation, molecular function: glucosylceramidase activity. The record is from RefSeq and is a predicted model, not a curated record. NCBI's taxonomy places the organism in Eukaryota, Metazoa, Arthropoda, Arachnida, Trombidiformes, Tetranychidae. Gene Ontology annotation, biological process: glucosylceramide catabolic process.